AUGAGUCUUCCCAGGUCUACCGGCACCGCUAACCGGAUCAGCGGUGGUGGCCUUUCCGCCUCGUUUCGAGCUUCUUCCCCGCUCGCCGAAGCUCUCGCCCGCGACAUUGCAGAGUGCUCAGAUGACGACGUCGAGCAGAAUGCCGUCGAAGAAGGUGUCGUCGGCAGCUACGACCACACUUAUGGCAGCCGCAGUAAUACCAUGUAUCGCCGCCCCUCCGGUGUUGCCUACGGCGCGUCUCGUCCCGUCUUCGAUCACCGUAGCACCGACGAGCCCGCCAUGACCCCGCUAGAGCGCAAGCAAUCUCGCCAUGCCGAACGCAGUCUCCUCCGCGACAACCAUAUCCUACCACCCAAACACCAGCGUCACAGCCACGGGUUCCUCGCCCGCUUAUACCGUCGACUGUUCAGCACCAAGAUAGACGCCGAUGGGGAGCAUCCCAACGGCCCAAUCGCCAGGCGCCCUGGUCAAGAUGAGACCGCGCCUCUGCUACAUGACCAUCGUGGCGAUAUCACACCUACCGACAGCGACAGCGGCGACGUGGAGCAGCAAUGGAUAGACGCUGUUGCCAGCGGCCGCAUCCGCACCACUUGGCAACGCGAGACCCAGACCGUCAUAACCUACUGUAUCCCCCUCAUCACAACAUUUGUUCUGCAGUACUCGAUCAACGUUGCUAGUAUCUUUGCAGUCGGCCGAAUCGGCAAGAUGGAGCUCGGCGCUGUUUCUUCUUAUGGUUCUGGCCACAAGCACCUCGUCGGCCUCCAGUGCCAGCGCAUGGCUCUCUUCUUGCUCUCCUUGUCCGCCCCGGUCAUUGUAAUCUGGUGCUUCUCAGAGGAAAUCUUGGUGCACCUCGUCCCAGAAGCCGAGACGGCUCGCCUAGCUUCCCUGUAUCUCAAAGUCUGUAUUGCUAGCAUACCCGGUGUGAUCCUAUUCGAGUGCGGGAAGCGCUUUACUCAGGCACAGGGGCUAUUCCGUGCCACGACCUAUGUCCUCCUCAUCGCUGCGCCUUUCAACAUCUUUAUUAACUGGCUGCUCGUCUGGAAGCUGGAAUAUGGCUUCAUUGGUGCCCCAAUUGCUGUGGCCAUCACGGAGAAUCUACUCCCUGUGCUGCUCUUCCUCUAUAUACGCUUCGUGGACGGUCGUCAGUGCUGGGGUGGUUUCAGCCGUCGAGCACUUUCCAACUGGGGGGUCAUGAUCAAGCUUGCCCUGCCCGGCAUGAUUAUGAUUGAGGCCGAAUGGCUGGCUUUUGAAUUCAUGACACUCUUUGCCAGUCGCUUUGGAUCGGAAUACCUGGCCGCUCAGAGCGUCCUCGGCACCCUCACAACCAUCUCGUAUCAAAUCCCUUUCCCCAUGUCCAUUGCCGCCUCGACCCGCGUGGCCAACCUCAUUGGUGCCGGCCUCGUCGACGCCGCCAAAAUCACUGCUAAAGUCACGUUCUGGCUCGCCGCCUCCAUUAGCAUCUUCAACUUUUCCGUAUUUGUUGUCUUCCGCUAUCACCUCCCCCUACUCUUCACCAACGACGAAGAUGUCAUUGCGCUAGUUGCUCAGGUCAUACCCGCAGUGGCCGUCAUGCAAGUCUUUGACGGCCUCAGCGCGGGUGCCCACGGAUUGCUACGCGGUAUCGGUAAGCAGGCCAUAGGAGGCCCCAUUAACCUUGUCGCGUACUACCUCGUCUCCCUGCCGCUGUCCAUUGGCCUGGCCUUUGGCGCCGGUCUAAAGCUGGAGGGUCUGUGGAUCGGUGUCACCGCUGGCCUGAUGAUUGUCUCCUCCAUUGAGUACGUCUACCUCUGGAAGACAGACUGGAGCAAGGCCGCCGAUGAGGCCGCGGACAGAAACGCCACCGGGUAA
Molecule: messenger RNA, 1848 nt
Organism: Cordyceps fumosorosea ARSEF 2679
Lineage: Eukaryota; Fungi; Ascomycota; Sordariomycetes; Hypocreales; Cordycipitaceae
Product: Multi antimicrobial extrusion protein
Exons: 2
Coding region: 1-1848 (615 amino acids)
Biological process (GO): xenobiotic detoxification by transmembrane export across the plasma membrane
Cellular component (GO): membrane
Molecular function (GO): antiporter activity; xenobiotic transmembrane transporter activity
Source: RefSeq, a predicted model, not a curated record